AUGGGCAGCAGUGAAUCGAUCCCUGAAGGUGAUCUACUGAGGAUUGUGAUGAUUGGCAAAACUGGUGUUGGGAAGAGCACCACUGGCAACACCAUCAUAGGCGAAGAGGUUUUUGAGUCUGCAGUGAGAUCAGAGUCAGUGACAGAGACCUGCCAAAUAGAACGAAUUAGAGAUUGCAAAAGAAAGAUCCAAGUGGUCGAUACUCCCGGCAUUCUGGAUACGUCUAAAAGUGCAGACACCAUAAAGAAAGAGAUUGCCAAAUGUGUCCACAUAUGCUCUCCAGGCCCUCACGUCUUCCUGCUGGUCAUUCAGAUCGGCAGGAUUACCAAAGAAGAAGAAAACUGUGUGGAAGCGCUGCAGAAACUCUUUGGACCUGAGGCAUCAAACUACAUCAUUGUCCUGUUCACUCAUGGUGACAAACUGAAGAAGAUGACCAUGCAAGAGUAUCUGAAAGACACCAACCCUAAAGUCAGAGAGAUGCUGACCAGGUGCGGUAAUCGAUACCACGUCUUUAACAACAAGAAUAUGAAGAACAGAUCUCAGGUGGUUGAGCUGAUCAAGAAGAUCGAUUACAUGGUGGCAGCAAACGGAAGAUUGCACUACACUGAUGACAUGUUUGAGAAGGCACGGAGGAUUCUGUGGUAUGAACAUAAAACAACACCAUAA
Messenger RNA from Archocentrus centrarchus (flier cichlid), 666 nucleotides. RefSeq names its product GTPase IMAP family member 7-like. Bases 1 to 666 code for a protein of 221 amino acids. Gene Ontology annotation, molecular function: GTP binding. The transcript is spliced from 2 exons. NCBI's taxonomy places the organism in Eukaryota, Metazoa, Chordata, Actinopteri, Cichliformes, Cichlidae. The record is from RefSeq and is a predicted model, not a curated record.